Molecule: messenger RNA, 3014 nt
Organism: Notodromas monacha
Lineage: Eukaryota; Metazoa; Arthropoda; Ostracoda; Podocopida; Cyprididae
Source: the annotation of a GenBank genome assembly
UCAUCCGUCGUAACGUUUCACAUAGGUUUUAUCAUGAACAUCGCAUGAUUUUGUGUAUACUGUAAUUUGUUGUCAUCGAGUACAUUCGCACAUCCAAUGGGAAUUGCGAGCAGUGUGAGUCAGUUAAGCAAGAACGAUUAUUUGCAGCGUUUCGCAGGGGUCGAGCACAUAUCUGCGAACGACCCAAUAUGGAACCAGCUCCUAUCUUUCCAGUUCAAGAAGCCAGUCACUCGAGCGGAAUGCAAGGCCAUAGAAGAAAGCACGGAGGAUCUUUGCCACGCUCUUCUGCAAAAUCAACCACGGUCCAGAAAUUUCGCUUCCCUCCUGUGUGUGUUUAUUGCCCGCGUGUCGGAAAUCAAACCCUCCACGCAGACGCAGGAUAACUUGUUCAUAUGGCAGGCUACAAACGCAUUAUUUGUCGUUAAACAUUGCCUGAAGUACUUCGUUGAAAAUGCCGAAGUUGACGUCGUUGCCCGUCAGUUCGACCUAGACAAACAGUUCCAGCGUGAAAUGGAUGCCUCGUACGGUGGUAACCUACUUGAUGCCUUUAUUGGUUCUCUCAUGGAAAUUAUUGUUGACGUGCCAGUCGACAACCAAACCUAUGAAUUGCAUCUGGAAGCAGUCAACACCAUGGUGAUCUUGAUGUCUGUUCAAAUGUUCAUGACGUCUCAGGCGGAACACCGCACAUUAUUCCAAACAUUGAUGUACGGCAACUGCUCGAUCCACUCCGGAAUGCUAGUGAAGCAGUUGCUGACGAAUUUUACGGAACGACUGAAAUACAAUGACGCUGGAGGAUCAGUUAUCUUGGGUCUCGCAUCGGGUCUAUGGUCGGCUUUGACUUUCGGUUACGAAUCAAAGAAAACGGAAACUGAAGAAGGUGGCUCCGAAGCAUGGAAGUCGAUGCCUCUCGCCUUGCAAAGCGUUCAUUUGCUCCUGUUACUAGUGAGUCAUUGCUCCCACGAGAGACAAGGAGUUUUCAAUCCGUACCGCCAAGCCCUUUUUUCCUUUACCGCAUCAAAUUGUGAGUCGAGUGCAUUUUAUGAAAUUUGUUUAUGUGAUACACAGUACAGUACUCGCUCCGAUUUUUCCGCAGUGAAAGAAUCCACAGCACUUCCCAGGAACGUCGCAGUGACCUUCAAUUUCGAUUAUGUGAAACUUUAUGACGUGUUUAGCUCCAUUGAACACUGUGAUCAGACGACUGUAUUGCUGUAUAUUUUGCUUCACAAAAAUACGCAGUUCCGUAUCUUUGUCCUCUCGCGGUCCAACAUUGAAAGCAUCAUCUUGUUACGACAAAUUAAACGCCUUUUCUCACCCCAGGUAAUGCCAAUUUUGAGAACUUUGUACAAUGCUCCACGAAGCAACCCGCAGCACAUUUAUAUGUCCCUGAUCAUCCUACUAAUUCUUUCCGAGGAUGACAUCUUCAACUCUACCGUCCACGACAUUGCGCUGGCGAAUGUUGCGUGGUAUCAAGAGCGGAAUAUUACCAAAAUUUCUCUCGGCGGACUUGUGAUCCUUGUUAUUAUCCGCACAAUCCAAUACAAUCUGACUCGAACUAGGGACCGCUACUUGCAUACCAACUGUCUUGCUGCGCUGGCAAAUAUGUCAGGAAAUUUUCAAGACUUGCAUCCAUAUGUAAGCCAGAGAAUCCUGAACUUGUUUGGUUUUCUCGCCAAACGUUAUGAGAAAUUGUGUGAACAAGUGUGCGUAGAGACCGAAGGAAAUGAAGCGCAAACUCCAGAGUCGGAACCUGAAUCGGUUCAGGACAUGCAUGUGCUGGAAGAGGUUCUCAGGAUGGUUUUGGAAAUCAUAAAUUCCUGCCUUUAUUAUCAACUCCCGCGGAAUUUAAAUCUGGUUUAUGCCAUUUUGUACCAGAAAGAGGUGUUUGACAAGUUCAGGUCUCAUCCCACCUUUCAAGACUUAUCUCAUAAUAUUGACGUGAUUAUCAACCACUUCAAACAGAAAGUAGACGCCGCCGGCCAAGACUUGUCCGUCGAGGAAGUUCAAACUGUGAUAAAGAACGCGUCAGUGCGGUGGCCAAAAGAAAGCCUGAAAAAGUUCCCAGACCUCAAAUUCAAAUACGUUGAAGAAGAGGACCCGGAAGAGUUUUUUGUUCCUUACAUAUGGUCCGUUGUUGCUGCGAGUGCCCGGAUCUAUUGGAACACAGAUAAAAUCUUGCUCUUCAAUUGGACCCCGGAAAAUUCGAAAGACGAGCCUAACGAGCUAGUUAUAGACCGACUGUCUGAAGUGCAUCAAGCUAACGGUGUAACAGUGUGUUGAAAUAGCUUAAGUGCAACGGAAUCUCUUGUCAGGUUUUCUUUUUUAAUUUAUUCAGGAUUUGGUUUUAACGAACUCUUUCAAGAGUUGCCGGAGGUCGAGAACAAUUGAUCACAUACUCAGUGCUCAUCUUCACCUUCCUUUUCGCUUUAAAUGAGUUUCCGAAUCGUAACUCUUGCUCAAUUGUUUGAAUCCGAACAAACUAUCGCCUGUUUUCAGAAAACGUAUGCCGGCAAUGCAAAUUUUAAUCAUCGAAACACAGUACCUGUAGUUGUCGGAAUCCAGUGAGUAUUGACUCGAGUUUCACCGUUAUCUGUCGUUAAUUCCGACGAGGAGUAUUCAAGGUUCAAGGGUGAUUGGAAAAAAUAUUGUAAAAUAUUCUGAAGAAGGUAACAAAUCAUUGAGAUUAUUUUCAGACAAGGAAUUUUCUUCGUCCUUUCAACUUGAUUCUUUUUUCGUUUGUGGUUGUAUUUGUUACAAGACUGGAAUCACCAGUUUAUUUUUUUGCGGUCAAGGUUAGCGCACUUGGAAACGUUCGUUUGAAAUUUCGGUGAUUUUUGUUGAAAUCGUGGUUUUGAUGAUUUGGUUUAGCUUCUAAUUUCUAGGAGAGUAGGGUUUGAAACGCAUUAUCAUUUAUUUCUCACCGUCUCAAAAACUGAAAGGAGCUGUUUAUUUAUUUCUGGAGUUUGUUGUCAACAUGGGGCUGUAUUGAAUCAUGAAUCCCUGGGUUCGCUGGAUGA